Molecule: messenger RNA, 3085 nt
Organism: Thlaspi arvense
Lineage: Eukaryota; Viridiplantae; Streptophyta; Magnoliopsida; Brassicales; Brassicaceae
Source: the annotation of a GenBank genome assembly
UUCAUAUCUAAUUUUUAAAGACAGCAAUGUUUAUAUGAUAGUUUGGGGAAUUAAUUAACCAAUUACAAAUAGUUCAGGAAUUAAAUGAACAUUUUCCCGUUUAUAUGUCUUUGAUAUAAUGUAUGUGAUUGAUAACUUUAUUAUUUACCAUAUUUAAGCAUACAUUUAGUUUAUGUUUUGUUUCUUUUCAUGUAUUCAUUCAUUAUGUUUUGCUUCAUUUGCAUUUAUAUUAGACAUGUUAGAUUUUAAAUUAGGCAUUACAUAUUUUACAUGGUUUAGAGCCUUUUUCAGGUUUAAAUAUAACUAUAAAGGACACUUGUAGAAUGGUGGAUGAUGUAGACAUGAUACAUAACAACUGGUCCACCGAAGAUGUGCCACGGCUCUGCUUGAAUCGCACCUUAAACUUUUCCUUGAAGUUCUUCCAAUGCACGAUGUGCUCUCUUUCUUGUGCUCGUCUCCACCAAGUAACGACUACUCCGGUGAGACAGGUCACUGCGUGGUCCAGUUUCUCGGAAUCUUGUACCCCGUUCAUGGCGAAACACUUUUCCAGUCGAAAAAACCAGUCUUCAGGGUUAUGACCCUCGUAAGCUGGAAAAUCCACCCUUUUGGUCUGUGUGGUGAGUUGCGACAGAUGAAUCUGAGUCGGAGAAGGCUCUAUUCUCAGCUCACGGGCCGCCAUCAAUGGAAACCCUCCCGGUGGUCUCAUUUGGAUCUUGUCGUUAGAUCUCGGCAAAAGUCCUUCACUGCUGACUCGAUCUGUAGUCGGAUGAGGUGUUGUUGCUGGCGUGGGUUGUUGAGCGCUUGGGUUCGGAGUUGAAAACUCCAUCUAAGUCGUCUUUGGGCCCCGAAGGCCUGGGUCCUCAUAACGCUGCGAAGCGCCUGCUAGAUCUAAAGAAUCGCCUUUUCUGUCUUAUCCAUACGUUGCUCCAGAGUAACCAUUGAAGCUGCGGAUCUGGGAUCUAUUUUGUCGAUGGUUGGUAAGAAAGUCAUCGUCGAAAUCUCUGAGUGAAAGCCCCCGUUGAUAAGCACGAGGCUCACCAAGUAAUAAAAGAAAGAGGAUAAAAAGAUUAGAAGAACAGAUUCGGUGAGAAGAGAAUAAUAGAAAGAAAAUAGAUUAAUUAUUUUUGAUAUUUAUAUGAUAAAGGACCCUAAACAUGGUUCACUGUUUAAAUACUCGAUGCUACAGUAAACUACAACGAUUACAUUAUUUGGACUAAUAAGAGAGCCUCUCUUUCACAAGGAGUCUUCCAGUAACAUCUUUUUACCCACCUUUCUUGUUCUCCUCUUCUCCAAAGCCCGAGCUCUUCUUCCUUUAGUCCGUGCUUUCUUCUUUAUGAAGGCUAAAGGGAUCUUGAGCCUAUCAGAGUCUCAAUGUCGAAGACGCCGCAAACUUCCGAUUUUGUUCAAUCAAAUCAUUGACUUUGACUCAGUUUCUUUUAAAUUCUCAAAGUCAAAUUUAAUGAUUUGACUGAACAAACUCGGAUCCCAUCUUCAGAUACCGUCCGAAGAUGAAAUUAGGGGUUUCACGGAAAUCUCGACGGAGAAUCAAGCUUCCCAAUUACACUCCAUUGCCAAGGGUUUUUUUGUUCAAUUAAAUCAUGUUGCAUACCAAGAGAUGGUGUCUGCUUGAAGAACAGAUAUGAUGGUAUCCAAGGCGCUUACGUUCUUUUGCUUUAUGGUUCUCAUCAAUCUUGCUAAUGCUCAGGAUCAAAAAGGAUUCAUUAGCAUAGAUUGUGGGUUGCAACCGGAAAGCUCAAGCUACACGGAAACAUCGACGGGUAUAAAGUAUGUCUCGGAUUCGAGCUACACGGAUACAGGAGCCAGCGGUUUCGUGUCGCCUGAGAACAGAGAAAACAUGAUGCAGAGCAUGUGGUCUGUUAGAAGUUUCCCAGAGGGAGAUAGGAACUGUUACACAAUCGGUGUUAAUGAGAGCACCAAGUACUUGAUCCGAGCGGCUUUCAUGUACGGGAACUACGAUUCGAGAAACGAGAUUCCGGAGUUUGAUCUUCACUUGGGUCCAAACAAGUGGGACACUGUUAAGCUUGAGUCUCCUUCGCAGACAGUGGCCAAAGAGAUGAUACAUCAUGCGUCGACAGAUGCAUUACAAGUGUGUUUAGUGGAUACAGGAAACGGUACGCCUUUUAUAUCGGCCCUGGAGCUUAGAGAGUUGCCAAAUGCCUCUUACGUGACUCAGUCUGAAUCAAUCCAGCUCCUUCAACGAUUGGAUUAUGGUUCAUCAACAAAUCAAACAGUCAGGUUUCCAGAUGAUGAUUUCGACCGGAUUUGGUUCCCGUCCACACCAAAUGGAUCGAAGCGGUUAAGUUCCUCGUCGACCUCACUCUCACGGAACAGAAACGGUGAUUUCAGGCUUCCACAAGUUGUAAUGAGUACUGCGAUUGUACCAGAGAGUGAAAGUGGGUCUCUAAGCUUUGGCUGGACUCCAGAUGAUCCUUCUAUGGAGUUUUACUUCUACAUGUAUUUCACUGAGCUUCAAGAACCGAGCUCCGGUUCCCAGGAAAGAAGAGAGUUCACGGUUUCGUUGAACGGAAGGACUAUCUCGCGAAACUUAUCAUCGGCCGGAUUAACAGGAGAUAUAGCGUCUGAUAUAUCGCUUCUUUCAGAGUUGCAAGUUCUAAACUUGGCAAACAACCAGCUUAGUGGUCCUAUACCGUCUGUUCUCAUGGAAAGAAACGGCAUGUCGUUUAGUAUAAACGGGAAUCCAAGUAUUUGUCUUGAUAGUGCUUGUGAAGAGAAAUCCAAGAAGAAGAAACUUCCAGGCUUUGUCAUUCCUUUAGUUGCAUCACUUGCAGGGGUCAUUCUCAUUGCUGCUAUAUCUGCAGCUAUACUGUUUACCUUCAUGAGAAGGCAAAAACAAGAUCAGAACAGUUCAACUGUCUUUAGCUGGGAAGAUCGACUUGGAAUUGCAGUUGAUGUUGCACAAGGGAUGAGUCAAGUGGUGACGGCUCUCAAGGAGAGUUUGGCUGUAGAAGUUGAGAGGAAAAAGCAUUUGCCGGUCGUAUCAACCGAUUCAGUUGAAGAACUCGCACUUGGCUUUGGUUCUAAUCCACCUCCUCGUUUGAGAUGA